GAUUGUGGGGUAUUGGCAGAAGAAAGAGAACCGCACAGCUGAGUCGCACCUUUAUGCACUGCUGUGAAUGGCGUCGCCGAGAAGGCCUCAGUGUUUAUAUCCAAUGUUUGGAUCGCUGCCCUGAGGAGCUUAACACACUCUUCGCUCGCUCCUUUCUCUCUUCCCAGCGUUCAACAGCGCUUCUGUCAAGACGAAAUGGCGGCUCCUACCGAACAUUCUGAUAUGGACUCGCUGUCUGAGCCUGGAAGGAACCUCAUCUCUCUUUCUUCGGGUCUCUCUUCGGGGUCAGAUCCGACACGGUCUUAUUCUGAGUCCGAAUCGCGUUCUGAACCCACCCCCGCCAUGCGUUCCCUGCGAGAGCGUUAUCCCUACAAGAUUACUCUUCCAAAACCCAAGCCUAACUUUUUUUCCAAGUUCAUUUCGUCCCGCGGAAACGAGUACUUUUGUGAAAUUGACGAGGAAUACUUGACCGAUCGUUUCAACCUUACCGGCCUUAACACCGAGGUCCCUUACUAUCAGUAUGCGUUGGACCUCGUGACCGACGUUUUCGACCUCGAUGCGGACGACGACCUUCGUGAGCAGAUCGAGAAAUCGGCUCGCCAUUUGUACGGACUUGUCCAUGCCCGCUACAUUGUCACUACUCGUGGUCUCGCCAAAAUGGUUGACAAGUACAAGAAGGGCGACUUCGGAAAAUGCCCCCGUGUUGCGUGCGAAGGCCACCCUCUUCUUCCUACCGGUCAGCACGAUAUCCCGAACACCAGCACCGUUCGCCUUUAUUGUUCCAAAUGCGAGGACAUCUACAAUCCCAAAUCGUCCAGACACGCAUCCAUUGAUGGUGCCUAUUUCGGAUCAUCCUUUACUAGUAUGCUGUUCCAAGUCUACCCUGCUCUCCUUCCGGAAAAGAGCGUUGCUCGCUAUGAGCCUCGCAUCUAUGGCUUCCGCGUCCACGCCAGUGCCGCUCUUGCACGCUGGCAGGACCGUUACCGCGAGGAGACCAGAGCCCGUCUUCGCGAUGCUGGUGUGGAGGUGAAAUAUGUCGAAGACGACGAGGACGACGAGCGCGAAGACGAUGACGAUGAAGCUGAAGCUGAGGAAGCCGAUGCCAGAGAAACCAGGGUUGCAGGAGAUGCCGCCUCUGGCCGUAUGGACAUCGGCAACUAAGUUUCUAACGUUUCUACUUGAAUGAUUGUUUCCACCGUUUGUUGAAACAGCAUAUUCUGAAGGGGCGGGUGUUCAUCUUGUCCAUCCAUCUGGUCGAUUUUUUCUUUCC
Aspergillus versicolor CBS 583.65 is the source of this 1270-nucleotide messenger RNA. Its product is annotated as casein kinase II subunit beta. NCBI's taxonomy places the organism in Eukaryota, Fungi, Ascomycota, Eurotiomycetes, Eurotiales, Aspergillaceae. The transcript is spliced from 2 exons. The record is from RefSeq and is a predicted model, not a curated record. Gene Ontology annotation, cellular component: cytoplasm; protein kinase CK2 complex. Gene Ontology annotation, molecular function: protein kinase regulator activity. Bases 196 to 1161 code for a protein of 321 amino acids.